AUGAGGAAGAUGAGGAGCGGUCUCUUUCACGCUGUGCAGGCAGAUUUGUCUGAGAAGACCGAGGUCAUCCGCCUCGUGGACGAGGCAGCUUCCGCUUCGGGGAAUCGGCUCGAUGUCAUCAUCUCCAACGUCGGCUGGACGCGAAUGUGGAAUUUCUCUGACCUCGAUGAUAACGUCGCCGAAGAAGAUUGGGAUCGAUGCUUUUCGGUCAACGUCAAAUCGCACCUGUGGCUCUUCCACGCCGCCAGGAAGUGGCUGGAAGAGAGCAACGCCCGCGAGGAGGGUGCGGCCGUGUUUGUGAGCACCGCGAGCAUCGCGGGAUGCAAGCCCAGCGGCAGUAGCUUGCCGUACGCCGUCACGAAAGCCGCCCAGAUCCACCUGAUGAAGAGCUUGGCCAUUAUCGCGGCCCCGAGCAUCCGAGUCAACUGCGUGUCACCAGGGGUUCUUCUAACGGACUGGGGACUAUCAUUCCCUCCCGAGCGGCUGGACGCAGUAAAGGAGCCAAACAAACUGAAGCGCUUUGCCGCCGUGGACGACGUAGCCCGGCAGGUCUUGACAUUUGUCACGUCAAGGACUGUCACUGGGCAGAAUGCCAUUAUAGACGCUGGCUUCUCCUUGUAA
Molecule: messenger RNA, 621 nt
Organism: Thermothielavioides terrestris NRRL 8126
Lineage: Eukaryota; Fungi; Ascomycota; Sordariomycetes; Sordariales; Chaetomiaceae
Exons: 5
Coding region: 1-621 (206 amino acids)
Source: RefSeq, a predicted model, not a curated record